Messenger RNA from Egretta garzetta (little egret), 328 nucleotides. RefSeq names its product cingulin-like. Lineage: Eukaryota; Metazoa; Chordata; Aves; Pelecaniformes; Ardeidae. The transcript is spliced from 2 exons. The annotation marks the transcript as partial. The record is from RefSeq and is a predicted model, not a curated record.
GCAGAUGGCGGAGGAGUCGCACAGCUCGCUGGCCACGCUGCAGUCGCAGCUGGAGGAGUUCAAGGAGAAGUCGCGGAAGGAGAUCACGGACUCCCAAAAACAAGCCAAGGACCGGGGCGCCGAGGUGGAAAAGAUGCAAUUCAACAUGGGGCGGCUGCAGGACGAGGUCGCCCGGCUGAAGCAAGCGCUGCAGGACAGCCAGGCGGAGCGGGAGAGCGCGCUGCUGGAUAAGGAGGUGCUGCUCCAGCGCCUGCGCAACCUCGAGCAGGAGAUGGAGACCAAGAAGCGCUCCCAGGACGAUCGCUCGCGGCACGUCAAGGCGCUGGAG